AUGUCACGCAGAAACUCGGAUGACUUUGAAGAAAACAUUUUCAGUGAUGCAGAAAAUGCUUAUAUACCAAACGUUUAUGUAGAUGAAAGAUUAAUUAAGUACAGUAGACUAAACAUAGGCCAUUUAAUUGCGAAAAAAUCAACCCUAUGUUCUGAAGAAACGAGCAGGACUUACGUAGUAAAUGGAAUUACGUUUUGUGAACGUAAGAUGACAGACGAAGAAGAUAUAAUGGAAUUUGCAAUUGGAGACGAAUUAGAAUUAAAGAAUCCGGAUAUUGGUGAUGAGAUUUCAUUACCUUCUAAUAUGGAGUUGACAGAGGAUAAAGGCGAAACAUCUGACACUGCAUCUCUUAUUAUGACAAUUGAGAAAGCACCAAAUGGUGUUAUUAUUAAUUCCAACGUAUUCCUGACGCAACCACAGUGGAAUACUCUUGUGAAUGUUGACGAGACGACAGUUCAGUGUGCAGUGUGCGCAGUUCUAUGUAAAAUUGACGAGCAACAUGAUCACAUACACUCUAAAGAGCAUUUGAACAAUUUGGAAAAGCAUUCGCCUCUGGACAAACAUGAUCUUUGUAUAAUAAGGAAGAUAAAUGACGAAUAUCACUGCGGUGUGUGUAGCGAACUUUUUGACAUUAAUAAUUUAAAAGAACAUUUCUCAACGAAAUCCCACGAAGACAAACUACUGUUCGCCGUCAACAGAGUAUCUGACAUCAUGUAUGAUCUAGAUCUGUACAGUGACAAAAUAGAGAAAGAGGAAUGCUACCAUUUCAACGCAAGAUCUGUCAACAAUAUGGAUCAUGUUAAAGAAGAAAUUGCAGAUGAUGAUAGCUACGAAGGAUUCUACGAUUGUUAUUGGACAGAGAAACGAUGUUCACCGGACUAUGAAAACCAAAGCACAGAUGAAUGUAUAUCUGAAAUAGAGGAAGACAUACCUCAUCAAUCUUCAUAUGCUACUAUGGCUAGAAAACCAAAGUCUAUGCCGAAAUUUCUAGAAAUGCAAUUUUUCGGGAAGAAAGUGAGGGUGCGCUUCGAUUCUUGGAAUAUGAUUUUUAACAUGAAAUCUAGUAGAUUCUACUGCAUGGUGUGUAAAGUUGAAGACAACAUCAAGUUGAAGUCUAUCCAUUGUAACGGUGAUGAACAUAUAGAACGAUUGAGUAAGUGUACCGUUGUGGAAAAAUACGAUGGAUAUCUGGUUAGAAAGGUUGACCACAAAUUAUAUCACUGUGCACACUGCAACAAUCUUCAAUUAAUUCAUGACAUGGACUACCACCUAGAAACGACACAUCCACGGAAAACAAACAAGAACAUAACAGAAGAUUAUAAAAACACUCCACCAUUAUCCAAAGUUAAUAAAAAUGCAAAAGCGAACACAGUGAAACCGCCAAAGACUAGAAAAAAUAGCAAUGUUGAAACAAAAUCAUUUGCCACAGAUCACAACAGAAACAAUUUAGUGUUGGACCUCAAUCGCAUAGAAUAUAAAACAAAGGAACUCAAUAUUUUCUGCAUGAAAUACACUCUGUCACUUAUGUCAUAUAAUAUGGUGCUGUGUUUAAAUGGAUUUCAUUGUUGCGUCUGUGAAUUCUCGUCGGAUGCUGAUGGAAUCGCGAGGCAUAUUGAGGAUGUACAACAUAUAGAACAUUUAAUGAGAACACCAUUUAUAUAUGAGUUUAACUGCAAUUUAAUAAGAGCGAUACGUAAUGGUUUACAUUGUUCCAUUUGUAACAUUCCCGUUUCUUAUGGUUUGAUAAACGCACACAAUAUGGACCCAGUUCACGUCGGUCUUUUAAACAAGGCCAUUACAUUAUCACCAGCCACACAAAUAAUCAAAGACCAUGUAGAAAAUCAACCGUCCACAAGCAGGAAAUCAAGCUUACUAACUCAAGGUCACGACAAUGAAUUCGGUAUACUUGGCGAGGAUAGGCGAAUUCAUACAGAAAAUUAUUCGGAGAAUAUUUCUCAAGCUACUGAUGUGACGUUAGAAUUAAAUGAAGAUGAUAUACAAGAGGACACAACAAGGAAAGCUACCAGAAGCAGGAAACCAAGCUUAAAAACUCAAGAUCAUGUGAAUCAAUUUAGUAUACUUGGCGAGGAUAGGCAAAAUCAUACAGAAAAUGAUUCGAAGAAUAUUGCCCAAGCAACUGAUGUCGCGUUAGAAGGAAAUAAAGAAGAAAUUACAGAGGAAACAGUAAAGAAAGCCGCAGCUAAUGCAUGUAUAGAUGAUGCAAAUGAAAUUGAUACAGAAGACGAAGAAAACACGCUGAUAGACACAGAAGAAUUUGUGUAUUUGAAACUUAAAAAUAUUUUUAUUAGAGUGUCAUUGUCUUCUUACAACACAUUAGUACAAACUGGCGACGGAUCCAGAUACUGUUUUCUUUGUUCUUCAUCGGUGCAAUUCGAGAAACUUAAAAAGCAUGUAGACAGUCGCCAUCAUAUAGAGAAUCUUAGCAAAUAUAAGUUCUUGGACAAAUACUCAAAACACUUAGUCCGUCAGGUUUACCUGAACUACCACUGUGGCAUAUGCAACGUUUCUUUUCCAAGUCAAGACUUAAACACACACUUGUCUUGGCCCGUGCAUUUACAACAAAGCGAUUGCUGUCGAAAAAUCGAGAAGAAAACCAGAAAAUUAGAAGCGAAGAACGGUAUUCAGCAGAUUAACAUAUCUUUACAGAAGGAAACUAUAUAUUCGGAAAAAGUUGAAUCAAAAAUCAAUAUCGUCCUGAACAUAGAGUUUGCACAAGGAGCGCUAAAUCAGGUUUUCAGAAAAAGCAAAAUUGUCGUGAGCAAUGGAAAUGUGUUGAAGAUCAGCUGGGAUAGCUGGCACGGGUUUAUCAAGACAAAGUCUGGACACAGGUGUUGCUUGUGCCAGAAGGACUUGAAGACGUACGAUGUACCAUUACAUGCUGGUAGUACAUUCCAUGUGAGGAAUUUGGAGAAAAAUUUCCUCAAGCAGUAUAUACCAGCUUUGAUAAGAAAGAUCAACGAAACAACCCUUAAUUGUAUUACCUGCAACACUGAAGUCUCCAACAGAGAUUACAUUAUCUUUGAGCACGUCAGUGGAAAAAAGCACGAGAAAAAUUACGAAUUAAUAGUGCAGGCUAGCGCGCAAGCCGGCACCUUCGCCGAUUGCGAUGCAGAUGUCUUUACAUUAGACGGAGAUAAGUGCAAGAAUGAGUAA
This is a messenger RNA of Parnassius mnemosyne (clouded apollo), 3174 nucleotides long. The record is from the annotation of a GenBank genome assembly. Lineage: Eukaryota; Metazoa; Arthropoda; Insecta; Lepidoptera; Papilionidae.